GGGAGGUUACCGAGUCGGGGACGCUUCCCUCGGCUUGCGGGAGCGCGGGCUCGGGAGCCGGAGCCUGGCGGGCUCGCCAUGGACCGCGACUUGCUGCGGCAGUCGCUGGGCUGCCACGGCCCGGCGCUGCUGGCGCUGCUGCGGAGCGAGCAGCAGGACAACCCGCACUUCCGGAGCCUCCUGGGCACGGCGGUCGAGCCUGCCCGCGGCGCGGCGCCGCCUCCGGGAACCGGCAGGAAAGAGAAGAGAGUUGACAACAUCGAGAUACAAAAAUUCAUCUCUAAAAAAGCGGACCUGCUUUUUGCCCUGUCUUGGAAAUCUGAUGCAUCUACACCCUCGGAAGUACAUGACGACAAUGACAAUCAUUAUGCAGUCAUGCCACCCUUAGAGCAGUUUAUGGAGAUUCCAAGCAUGGACCGGAGGGAGCUGUUUUUCCGAGAUAUUGAGCGUGGUGAUAUAGUGAUUGGAAGAAUUAGCUCUAUUCGAGAAUUUGGUUUUUUCAUGGUGUUGAUAUGUUUAGGAAGUGGCAUCAUGAGAGACAUAUCUCACUUGGAAAUCACAGCCCUUUGUCCCUUAAGAGAUGUGCCUUCUCACAGUAACCAUGGAGAUCCUUUAUCAUAUUACCAAACUGGUGACAUAAUUCGAGCUGGAAUCAAAGAUAUUGACAGAUACCAUGAAAAGCUUGCAGUCUCUCUGUAUACCUCAUCUCUCCCACCACACCUGUCUGGCAUCAAACUAGGUGUAAUCACUACUGAAGAACUUCCUUUGUACUACAGGAGGAGUGUUGAACUAAAUAGCAAUUCUUUGGAAUCCUAUGAAAAUAUCAUGCAGAGUUCUCUGGGAUUUGUUAAUCCAGGAGUAGUUGAAUUCCUUCUAGAGAAGCUAGGAAUAGAUGAAUCUCAUCCACCAUCUUUAAUGCGAGGCCUACAGAGCAAAAAUUUCUCUGAAGAUGAUUUUGCUUCAGCAUUAAGAAAGAAGCAGUCGGCAUCUUGGGCUUUAAAAUGUGUGAAGAUUGGGGUCGAUUAUUUUAAGGUUGGACGCCAUGUGGAUGCUAUGAAUGAAUACAAUAAAGCUCUGGAAAUAGACAAACAAAAUGUGGAAGCUCUAGUAGCUCGUGGAGCAUUAUAUGCAACAAAAGGAAGUCUGAACAAAGCAAUAGAAGAUUUUGAGCUAGCAUUAGAAAACUGCCCAACUCACAGGAACGCAAGAAAAUACCUCUGCCAGACACUUGUAGAAAGGGGAGGGCAGUUAGAAGAAGAAGAAAAGUUUUUAAAUGCUGAAAGUUACUAUAAGAAAGCUCUGGCUUUGGAUGAGACUUUUAAAGAUGCAGAGGAUGCUUUGCAGAAACUUCAUAAGUAUAUGCAGAAAUCUUUGGAAUUAAGAGAAAAACAAGCUGAAAAGGAAGAAAAGCAGAAAACAAAGAAAAUAGAAACAAGUGCAGAAAAGUUGCGUAAGCUCUUAAAAGAGGAGAAAAGGCUAAAGAAGAAAAGAAGAAAAUCAUCAUCUUCCUCUUCAAGUGUUUCUUCUGCUGAUGAAUCCGUUUCCUCUUCCUCAUCUUCUUCCUCUUCUAGUCACAAACGGCAUAAGAAAAAUAAGAGGAGUCGUUCAGAGUCUUCUCGCAGUUCAAAGAGGCACUGGCCUAGGACAUCUUCAGGUCACAUCGAUCAGAAUAGGAAAGAUGAUUGCUACCCAGUUCCAACUAAUACUUCAGCAUCUUUCCUUAAUCAAAAACAAGAAGUAGAGAAACUGCUGGAAAAGCAGGAUAAGUGUUCAAAUGCACAGGUAAAAGAGAAAGAGAAAUGCCUUCUCACAUCUUCAGUUGAAGUACCAGAUGAUUUGGGAGGUAGGUCAGAUCUUUACAAUAGCUAUAAAACCCAGGCAGGUACUAGCAAAACUGAAAAGCCAUAUAAGUCAGAAAGACAUUUCUCCAGUAGGAGAAAUUCCUCAGAUUCAUUCUCGAGAAAUUCAGAGGACAAGAUGAAAGCAUCUAGUUACCGGAGAUUUGAAAAAGACACAGAGGGAAGAAAAGAUUACUCCAGGAGGUGGGAGCCAAGUUCUGGGAAGUACUCCACUUCACCAGCAAGUUUGGACUACUCUUGGAAGUCACUUGAAAAACACAAAAAAUGCACUUACUCUGGACCACAUGCACAUGAUGUUGGUAGACAUGAGCAGCGAUGCCAGGUAAACACAAAUCAGGGAGAACAUGCAUAUGAAAAGGGGGACAGUUGUGGGGAGAGUAACAAAACUGAGGCUCCAGAAGAGACACUGAAUAGCAAAGAGCAAUCAGAAAGCAGGGUUAAGAAAAAUUUACCUCAAAAUUUACUCAAUAUAUUUAAUCAGAUAGCUGAAUUUGAGAAAGAAAAAGGAAGUAAGCCCAAAAAGUGAUCUGCAAAGGAAGUUUUUAGAAGUUUGAGAUGCUUUAGUGCUAUAACAGUUCUGAGUCUAAAAUUAUUUGUAGCGGAUUACAAGAAGCUCAGUUUUGUUUAAGUUGCCAGCCCCUUUGUCAGUCAGUGUGGCCGGUAUGUGGAUACAGCUUUUAACUGUGACAAGUCAAACUCUCACCUACAGAUACUUUCUGAGCACUUUGUUUCUUCAUUGUAUUGUGGUUUGUGAGAAUCCUGGCCUAUCAUAUCUCACUGUUGGAGAAAAAUGUUUGCAUUGAACAUUUGGAUUGUUUAUCAAAAAAUAUUUUGUUCUGUGUUUUUGUUAAAAGCCCUUAGCUUUUGGUUGAAUGUUCCUUGGUACUAUUUUAAAUCAUUUGUUUUUGGUAUUAAAUUUUUGUACCAUUUUAUUUUUAAGUGAUAAAUUAUGACUUGAGUUACCUCUAAAGCUUUAUGUAAGUGGUUUGUGAACAUUGUUUCUUCCCAGCUUAACAAAAUACCAUAAGAAUAAGACCUUGAAAAGUGGUUGCUUAA
Psammomys obesus (fat sand rat) is the source of this 2915-nucleotide messenger RNA. It is a transcript of the gene Ttc14, whose product is annotated as tetratricopeptide repeat domain 14. The coding region runs from base 79 to 2385 and encodes 768 amino acids. The record is from RefSeq and is a predicted model, not a curated record. Lineage: Eukaryota; Metazoa; Chordata; Mammalia; Rodentia; Muridae. The transcript has 12 exons. Gene Ontology annotation, molecular function: protein binding; nucleic acid binding.